Postia placenta MAD-698-R-SB12 is the source of this 1902-nucleotide messenger RNA. RefSeq lists its product as hypothetical. Lineage: Eukaryota; Fungi; Basidiomycota; Agaricomycetes; Polyporales; Adustoporiaceae. Bases 1 to 1902 code for a protein of 633 amino acids. The transcript is spliced from 5 exons. The record is from RefSeq and is a predicted model, not a curated record.
AUGGUGUACGAACAACAGUACGUGCACCUCCUUUCACUCUUCUCCAACACUUGCUCACAUCCAAUACAGACCGAUAUCCCCUUCGUGACCACGCUCAGCACGCCCUCCGCCAGCACGCCCCCCUCCAGCAACCGUGCGAUCAUUGCCGGUAGCGUCGUCGGUGUCGCUGCAUUCGUCGUCCUUUCGCUCGCUAUGGCCGUUUGCUAUCGCAGACACCAACAGAAGAAGCCCAUAUUCUUCCGCCGUUCCCGUCCCCCGCCACGCAAUAUGCUUCUCGCCGGUGAGGACAUGGACGAUUACGACCUCGGCCCGCCCAUGUCCUCCUACCGCGAUACCCCCGGGACUGGCUCCGCGCCAUCCCUCGCUUCGCGUGCGAUGUCCUACAACGCAGGCUCUCUCCAAGGCGCACCUCUUGUUCCUCCCGCUCCCUUCGCCGACCAGGGCCGUGUUUCGUACUCCCCACACCUCAUGGGUAUGCGUACCUCUGAGUCUGGCUCGAUUUUCCAGGAGGCCGUCUGGCCUCCCCCGCGUUCAGCGCUUGUAGACCCGCUUCUGGCAUCCUCGGAAGACCUCUCGCACAUCGUUGACGACGUUAUGGGUCCCGCCAACCCAUCGGGCGGCGACAGCAGUCCAGGCCCCGGUUCUGGCGCCGUGCGCUUUCCCGGGUCAGUCGCUACUGCCGCACAGGCGACGCACGCGCGCGCACCCUCGGAGGACCCGCUCAUGGGCAGCGAGCUCGAGUCGCCCUCGCACUCGCCACGAACACCCACGUGGCGCAGUCCGCUCUUUGUGACAAACAUGGGCUGCCAGACCGCGUCCACACUGGUCCCCACAAUCAUUAAUGGCCACCCGCGCAAACAUGGAUAUUUCCCGUACCAAACUGAGACUACCUACUAUGCAGAUCGUCCAUCAGCGCCGUAUCCACCACCAGACGACGAGCCCGUCAUCGCGAGCGACGGCCCGGGAGAGGGUUGCCGGAAGUCUGGCGCAUAUCCUGCGCCCGGCUGGGCGUAUCCGCCGCUUCGGGGUAGUGCUCCGAGGACGAGGGCGCGUACUGCGAUGCGCUCUGACUGUAAUGUGACGGCGCAGAGACUGUCGGGGGGCUCAUCGAGCGGUGUGUUGCGGCGGCACCCACGCCAGCGCCUGCGAUGCCGCCCGCGAGGAAUGCAGGGACGUUGCCGUGCUGGCGCAUCUCAUCCGAGCCCGCGGCGGAGCCCGGGGCACUGUCACGAGUUGGUAUCCGCAGCGACGCAAGACGAUGUAAACAUACAGAACACUCACACAAAGGUACUUGUAUGCGUGCAUGUUGAGAAUGAGAAUGAAGUGGAAGUGAAAGACGAUGUCGACGGGGAGCUGCUGGUGCCGGAGGACCCAGAGCCGGUGACACCCCCAGAUGAGGACGGGGCCGACGAUGUCGAGGAGCCGGAGCUGGAACCAGUUGAAGACGGCGUGCUCGACGGCGUUGUGCUCGACGAUGAACUUGACGGCGUAGUGCUUGACGAGGAUGUGGAGGUCGAGGAGGACGAAGACGUUGAAGACGACAUUGACGAAGCAGACGGCGACGAAGAAGAACCUAUGGACGUGGAUGAAUGCGGAUCAGAGCUUGUCAUCGCAUUCGCAGAUGGUCCAUCCUCGGGGCAUCCGCACCUGCGAGGAGCUCCUAAAGAUACGGUACAUGCGCUCCUCGUACGCAAGGCGGCUGAGAAGGGGCUUGUGGAGGCCGUACGUCAGGGCCUUUUCCGCUUCAACGCCGCCGCGAUCCUUGGAUUGAAGCUCGAGGUACCGGCCGUGAUUGUAUGUACCGGCGUCUUGACGCUGUCGCGAAGCGGCGUGAGUGCCGUGGUGUGCUCUGCAAGCCUGUGCUUUGCCGUUGGAUACGUCGAGAGCUGGGGUACUUGGUGA